AUGCCUUCUUCGGUCUCGGGGUCUGCGAGCUCCACCCCGCCUCGGGGGGUAAUGGUUCCCAGGCCACAGGUGUCGCCUCCGCGACCACAGGCCCGCUCAGCGGGGAUGGCUGAGAGACCAUCCCGAAAUGAGAAUUUGUCAGACCUUGUGCGCUUCUUUCAGACUACUCAAAAUGCGCCUACACCCGGCCCUUCGUCUGUCAAGACUCCAACCUCACCGGAUAGCACGACGGCAUUGCCUGUCGUCACUGAAUCCAUGGAGCCAAAGGGAAGCCAAUUGGAAAUGGCAAAGGAAGUGAAACCAUUACAUCGCCGUCUUUUGCAAUUUACUCAACGUCAGAAAAAGGAUUCCUCUUCCAAAUCCAAGUUGGAUGAGAACCAGCGUCAGAUUGAGGCGCUCCAAAGGGAAGGGUACCUCCUUCCAGCUCCCAAGCCCAAAAGCAACCAUUCGGCCAAGACCAGCAUUAGUUCGAAAAACAGUCUGGAAAGGACAUUCUCCAAGUCAAAGAAGCACGAUGUUGAGACCAUCGGACAGCCAUGGUUGGAAAACGACACCAAAACGGGCCCUUUCGACUUCAAACGCCGCCUGGCCUCCCUGGAUCUCAGCGACUUUGGCUCAAUGGUCGACGUUGCCGUGUCGCUGUCAACGCAGUUUGAUGAUGCGUCGCCCCCGCCAUACCAGCCGCCGUCGUCAAGUGGUAUCGCAUCUCGGGGUGAUCAUAAUGCCGCUUCUCAAUCGUCGCCAACACUCCCACUUCCAAGCUCUUCUUCCUACUGUCGCUCGGAAAGUGGUGGACCGAUGUCUCCAUCGACGUCCACAGCGGCAACUCGAGGAAGCACGUCACAGGAUGAACAUCGUCGACAGCCUUCCAAUGCACUCGAUAUGAGCACGCGUAUUCCGGGGCCCUGUGCCAAGCCUCCGAGUCAAACCUCCAGUAUCAAGCCUGUCAGCGAGAAUGCACUGGCAUCAUCCUGUCCAUCUGCCACAAAUGACUUGAAACUCGACCAAUCUGCUGAGCCAGCUGUCCAGCCUGUGCAGACUUCAGACAAGUCCACUCCCAGCUCAUCUGGAAGCCCUGCCUCACAACCCUCGUUGAAGCUCUUCCCUGACGUCGCACCGCCACGCAUGUCCAGCAAGAAUGCGUGGAGGAUCUCAUCAGUGCCCCAAUAUCAACGGCCUUCUAAUUCGCCUUCAUUGAAUGGCGCAGAGUCUCCUCCUGGGACAUCAGAGACUAAAACUGCAAAAUCGAAACCAUCGGAUGUCUCUUCGAGGACUUCCAAGGACGAAGGAGAGCGACGUUGCUCUGGGGCUACUGCAACGUCUGCAGUUUCUACUGAAUCUGCCUCGGCUGAAAUCAGCAGUCCUCAGGUUGGCGCGCAAACCAAGAUCAAGUCGCGACCGCCGUCGUUGGCCAUGGGGACCCUCCAGGCAUUCCCACUGCCAGCACCAACUCGACCUUUACCAACGAUCCCACAACCCGGUCAUGCACCUCCAGCUGUUCCAGAUGCCAAAGCUCAACCGAUUGUCCAAACGGGCCGGUCGACUCUCAAGGUUCCGGACAUUCAGCCCUCGCAUCCAUCGCCCAUUGCUGAGGAUCCGCACGAGUCGGGCCCUGACAAGACACAGCCCGAUGAAGCAGAUACAGAUACUCGUCCUGCAACUGCACUUGGUUACGUGGGUGAAGUGGAGUUGAAAGCAGACCAUGAUAGUGCCAAGUCCAUUCAUACUCCCGAACGUCCAAAGUCAACAUCACCUGAACAGAGCACGCCGCGGCGACGUGCUUCCAGCAUUCGUAUACCACGCAUGCAGGAUUUGCCUGAAAGUCCAGGUCAUGAGGAACUUGAAGGUACACCAUUGGCGGACUCUCCUCUUCUGGGACAAAUGGCACUCACAAAGCCUCAAGAAAAGCGUGGUCCUCGCAAGACCCUCCGCAUCGAUGCUCGCAUGGAUCGCAAUAAUCUCCCUUUCGGUUUGCCUUCGCCGCCACCUACUGCAGCUCUCCCUUCUGCUCCUCCAACGCAGCCCCUCCCUGAGCGUCCUCGGAACUACACCGCUCCCAUCCCAGCAAGUGUGCAGUCUGUAAAGGGCGUGGACGCCCAGUUUGCUGCGGGCCACCAUAGGGCCUCCAUGAUCUCCCGCAGCAACAGCUCUCGCAGUAGCCUGCGCCAUGAGAGCAUUCCCGAGUCUUCCGAGCCAAAUCGCUGCGAGUCUCCACUCCCAUCCUCGGACGAUGAGGGCUUCGGUCCUAGGGCAGAGACAACACGCCCUCAUCGCAUGGCUGAGAAGCAUCCCAGACGUGUUCAUCCCCCCCACCAAGGACAUGCUAUCGUGGAUGCACGCGCCAGCAAUGGCCGUCUACGCUACCCUCAACCAGUUCGCACUCAAACACCCCAGGGCCGUACCAGCCGCACUCUGGAAAAGAGUGCCUUGUCUCCCCAGUCAACCUACUCCCAAUCCACACAUCGCUCUCGAGAAUCCCACAACUCGCACCGCACUCAACCAAACGCCAGCCAGAUGAAUCAAUACCUUGAGGAACGGGUCGCCAAUCUUGAACGCCAGAACCAAAUCCUUCAGGCAGCUCUCCUUGCUGCGCUCAACGCCGGCGUCAAGAAUCCCCUCGAAGGUCUGGGCGACUCCACUCUGCCCCCUGGCUUUUCUCAUCUGAAUCACGCAAAUCCGUAUCAGAGCCGGUUCACACCGCGUCCGGAGAGCUGGGUCAGUUCAUCCCACAGCAGUGAAAACAGCGGCUUCGAGACGCCUGGCUCGUAUCAUGAGGGUCGGCCACAUGUGCGACAACUGGACAAUAUGAUCGAGGAUAUUGAGAGUGGCGGAUGGAUGUCGGAUAAGUCGAGUAGGAGUGGUGCUCGUAUGGCGAGAAAUUGCUGA
Penicillium subrubescens is the source of this 2886-nucleotide messenger RNA. RefSeq lists its product as uncharacterized. Bases 1 to 2886 code for a protein of 961 amino acids. Lineage: Eukaryota; Fungi; Ascomycota; Eurotiomycetes; Eurotiales; Aspergillaceae. The record is from RefSeq and is a predicted model, not a curated record. The transcript has a single exon.